UUCCAUCGCCUUCUACAGAAAAUCGCCAUCUUUGAAGACGACUAGUCGCAGGCGUAGUUCCAGAUUCUUUGUUCGUUAUCUUCAAUCAACCGAUAAUUACUUUUAUUUGAGCCCCAGAAGCAUAACUAAAGAUGCGCCACUCAAAGCGAAUGCGCUCCCCUGGCGUCUGGCUGGAUGAGUAUGGCUGGGAAGAAAGGAUGGAGUGUCGCAAACGCAGAAAACGGGAUUCACACAGCAGCGAAAGAGAAAAUGGAUCCAGGAGAUCUCCCCAUCACAAGACAUAUGAUGGGCAUUACCUGGAGGCCCGCAAUCUAAACCAGAGGCUGGAUUCUCAGGAAGACUACAACCGUGAACGCAGCCUGGAUGUGGCCUGCAACAAUGACGGCUGUGAAGAUGCUUACAAAGACAGAGAUCUCGACUGGCACCACUACAGCAAAUCAUCUGGCCGUAGUGGUCGCAGCAGGCGAAGCAGUCGCAGGCACAGAGAUAGAAGACACAGACGCAGUCAUUCUCGACACAGGUCCUCCUCGAGGAGGAGCCAUCGCCGCAGGAGCAGGAAAAGAUCCAGGAGUGUUGAGGAUGAUGGCGAGGGUCACCUCAUCUAUCACAAUGGAGACAUGCUGAAAGCGAGAUAUGAGAUUGUGUGUACUCUAGGAGAGGGUGCCUUUGGGAAGGUUGUCGAGUGUAUCGAUCAUGACAAUGAUGGGGCUCGAGUGGCUCUGAAGAUUAUAAAAAAUAUAGACCGCUACAGAGAGGCAGCUUUGUCUGAAGUAGAGGUGCUGAAACACCUGAACACACUCGAUGCUGGCCGAAGAUAUUCUUGUGUCCGUAUGCUGGACUGGUUUGACUAUCACGGCCACAUCUGUAUUGCUUUUGAGCUGCUUGGCCUCAGCACAUACGAUUUCUUGAAGGAAAACAACUUCCAGCCUUUCCCCGUUAAGCAGAUCAGGCAUAUGGCUUACCAGAUCAUCCGAGCUGUAAAAUUUCUGCAUAAGAACAAACUGACUCACACAGACCUGAAGCCUGAGAAUAUUCUGUUAAUAGAUUCAGACUACGACAUGGAAUACAACCGAUCAAAGAGACGAGACGAGCGAACACUCAAGAACCCCGAUGUGAAAAUAGUGGACUUUGGUAACGCCACCUAUGAUCAUGAGCACCACACCUCUGUCGUCUCAACUCGUCACUAUCGUGCACCUGAGGUUAUUUUAGACCUGGGCUGGGAUCAUUCCUGUGAUGUCUGGAGUAUUGGUUGUAUCCUCAUUGAGUAUUACCUUGGAACCACCCUCUUCCAGACCCAUGACAGUAAAGAGCAUCUGGCUAUGAUGGAGAGAGUACUGGGCCCCAUCCCUACAGAUCUUCUGGAGAAAACAAAGAAACGACGAUAUGUCCACCGAAACAAGUUGGACUGGGAUGUUCACAGCUCUGCUGGGAGAUACGUCAGAAAGCACUGCAAACCCCUUAAGCAUUACAUUGUUUCCAGAAGUGAAGACCACCGGCUCCUUUUUGACCUGAUAGAGAAAUUGAUGGAAUACGAUCCAGCAAAGCGGCUCAGUCUGGAGCAGGCCCUCAGACACCCCUUUUUCGAUUGCUACUACAAGAGCAGCAGUAACUGGAAGAGAAGCAGCAGAGGCAGCAGCACCAGAAGCUCCAGCAGCAGCAGCCAUGGUAGCAAAUGAGGCUGAAAAUGUGAACCCAGCUGUUACCAUGACGAGAACGAUGGUGCUACCGGCCUCUACGUCCCACCUCUCCAGGAGAGAUUUCCUCUUGACUGUAUCAGUCACUGGCCCGCUUUGCUGUUAUGUCGAUUAAAACCGCCAUUAAGACUUAUAAUUUCCUGUUUUCAUGUCAAUUUCAAUUUAUGACUUUAUUUAAAUUCUAGUUGAAGCUUUUUCAAUUAAAGUUUUCAUUCUGUGCAUAUUUACUUGAUAUAGAUGAACAAAUCUUUUUAAUUCUUGCUCACCAGUGCUUUCUUUAGGGUUGUGGGUAUUGUUCAAAUAAAUUGUAGCAGGCUGAAAAUUUGUAAAUAGUCCUUGUUUCCUUUUCAAUUGUCUGGUUAUGUACUUAUUUUUUGCAUAUGUCAAUAAACGUGACCAGAGGGAAGAAGCA
Molecule: messenger RNA, 2106 nt
Organism: Cyprinodon variegatus (sheepshead minnow)
Lineage: Eukaryota; Metazoa; Chordata; Actinopteri; Cyprinodontiformes; Cyprinodontidae
Gene: clk4a
Product: dual specificity protein kinase CLK2-like
Exons: 13
Coding region: 132-1676 (514 amino acids)
Biological process (GO): protein phosphorylation; regulation of RNA splicing
Cellular component (GO): nucleus
Molecular function (GO): ATP binding; protein tyrosine kinase activity
Source: RefSeq, a predicted model, not a curated record